Messenger RNA from Nylanderia fulva, 2313 nucleotides. RefSeq lists its product as uncharacterized. Gene Ontology annotation, molecular function: nucleic acid binding. The record is from RefSeq and is a predicted model, not a curated record. Gene Ontology annotation, biological process: DNA integration. NCBI's taxonomy places the organism in Eukaryota, Metazoa, Arthropoda, Insecta, Hymenoptera, Formicidae.
AUGGACGACAUCCUGGCCGGUGCGGAGACCAUGGAGGAAGCCGAAGUAAUGCUGCAACAGCUGAUUGAUAUCUGCAAGGCGGGCGGCUUCUCACUUAAAAAGUGGUCGGCAAACCACUCGCUACUGCUGAACGAAGUGGAGCCCGACGACCGUCUUCAACGAGAGGCCAGAUGGUGGCUGCCCGGCGAGAGUCACUCCACUCUCGGUUUACGCUGGCAACCACGUGACAAUCGCUUCGCUUUCGCAACCAAACUGACCACGCUAUCAACCUUCACCAAAAGGUCGGUACUAUCUUUGACGGCGAAAUUGUUUGAUCCACUCGGCUGGUUGUCUCCAACUACCGUGCUGGCCAAGAUCAACAUUCAAACAUUCUGGCUGCUGGGCCUUGACUGGAACGCGUCUCUACCAAGCGAGGAAGCGAGGAAAUGGCUGCGGUUCCAGGACGAGCUAGCUGCAGUGGAAAACCUGGGCGUGCCUCGAUGGUUAGGCAGCGUGGCAGACUUCCAUAAGGAAAUUCACGGGUUUGCCGAUGCCUCCGAACGUGCCUACUCCGCCGUCCUCUACCUGCAAACCAAAACAAAUGGAAGUAGCAGAGUGACGCUGUUGGCUGCGAAGACCAAGGUGGCUCCAUUGAAGCAGGUAUCCUUACCUCGUUUAGAAUUAUCGGCCGCCAAUCUUCUCGCUCGACUGGUCGCCCACGUUGUCCCUCUUAUUGGCGCAGAGAAGGCACCUCUACACCUGUGGUCGGAUUCCACUGUGACUCUCGGUUGGAUUCGGGGUCACCCCUCGUCGUGGGUCACUUACGUGGCUAACCGAGUAAGCGAGAUCCAGACGCUGAUCCCGGACGCCCACUGGCAUCACGUACCAGGUCGAAAGAACCCAGCGGACUGUGCUUCCCGGGGACUCUAUCCGAGCGAACUGGUUGACCACCCGCUCUGGUGGCAAGGUCCCGCAUGGCUGACAGAGGCGAGCGGUCCUUGGACGACAAACAGCAAGGAAAUGUCAGCGGAGGACCUCCUAGAGAGACGAGUCCGGACCCACGUCGCCACCGUUACCGAGCUGACGUUCGAGUCGGAAUUGCUGCUGCGCUACUCCUUGCUGAAGCGAUUGCUGCGGAUUACGGCUUGGUGCCGUCGCUGGUUGCUGAUUCACCGUCAGCUCCGCCACGCGCAAAGCCAGCCUGGCGUGAUCAGCUCCGACGAACUGACGGAAGCCCGCCUCUCCUGGGUAAGGUUGAUCCAGGCUAGAAUAUUUACAAAAGAAAUCAGAAGGCUGCAAAAUGGAACGCCUCUGCCGUCGCGAAGCUUCCUGCAGAAACUGACUCCAUUCUUGGACAGCGAGGGACUUCUACGAGUCGGCGGGCGCCUCAGAAACGCUAACCUGCAGUACAAUGCCACUCAUCCGCCAAUACUGCCCAGCGAGUCGACAUUCACCCUCCUCGUCGUAGAUGACCACCACCAGCGAACUUUACACGGCGGUACUCAGAUGACCGUGUGCUCCCUGCGCCGGGAGUAUUGGGUCCCUCGAGAUGGCGAACCGCCAUCCCACAGCCUCUCAUGGGCGAUCUCCAAUCCAAGGGUCACACCAAGCAGGCCGUUUCUCCACACCGGCGUCGACUACGCCGGUCCGGUUUGGCUGAGAACCUCGAAGAGCCGCGGACACAAAGCAACUAAAGGGUUCAUUGUAAUUUUUGUGUGUUUAGCCUCUCGAGCCGUUCACCUCGACGUAGCCUCGGACUACUCCGCCGACGCCUUCAUCGCAGCCUUGCGCCGGUUCAUCUCAAGGCGAGGGGUCUGCAUCACCUUAUACAGUGACUGCGGUACCAACUGCGUGGGUGCUGAUAGGCAGCUAAGCGCUCUCUUCUCCGCCGCCAGUGCCGACGGACGCCGCAUCGCCUCAUUCGCCGCACAGGAAAAGAUCCAGUGGCAUUUCAAUCCACCGGCGGCACCGAACUUCGGCGGCUUGUGGGAAGCCGCGGUUAAAUCGAUGAAGCACCAUCUGCAACGAGUCAUAGGUGAUGCGACCCUCACCUAUGAGAAGCUGGCGACGCUACUUUCGCAGAUAGAGGCUUGCCUCAAUUCUCGACCGCUGCAGCCCUUGUCCGACGACCCUGAGGACGUAGCAGCUCUCACCGGGGCACUUCUUGAUCGGUUCCGCUCUCUCCACAGUACCGGAACCGUCACUCGAACGAGAGCCGUCGGCCCGACUAUCACGCUGGCAGCUCCUGCAACAGAUGAGGGACCAUUUCUGGUCCCGGUGGUCCAGCGAAUACUUACACACGCUGGCCCAUCGUCCAAAAUGGUCCCGAGUUAA